Sitodiplosis mosellana (orange wheat blossom midge) is the source of this 4484-nucleotide messenger RNA. It is a transcript of the gene dsd, whose product is annotated as attractin. The record is from RefSeq and is a predicted model, not a curated record. Bases 224 to 4048 code for a protein of 1274 amino acids. Gene Ontology annotation, cellular component: Golgi apparatus. The transcript has 11 exons. Gene Ontology annotation, molecular function: protein binding. Lineage: Eukaryota; Metazoa; Arthropoda; Insecta; Diptera; Cecidomyiidae.
GAUAAGACAGUUGCGGUUAUAAUCAUCAGUUGUGUUAUAAUUGGAAAGUACAGUUCUCUCCGACAUUUGAUGACAGCAAACUUCAUUUAUUUAAUAGUUCAAGUCAAUAAUAAAGAAAGUUUGGGAGAGGAAAAUUGAACAACUUGUGCUCAAACACCAAACACACCACCAAAGGGCAAAACUUAAACAAAAAUUCGCCAGUGAAAAUGUUGCAAGGUCGAAGAUGCUAAACAGCUUAGCUCAAAUGUUUAGGAUAUUGCAUUCGAUACAAAGUCAACGAAAAUGUUUGUUUGUUUUGUUCGUCGUGCUUCUAAUAUUAUUAUUUUGUUGCAAUAAUGUAGUUAUAGGAAAGUGCAUUAGUGAUAGUUCUUGUAUGAACGGCGGCGUUUGCAUUAAUGGAACUUGUGUUUGUCCAGACGGUUGGCAGGGCGAUGAUUGCCAAUUUUGUGGCGGUAAAGUACGUUUGACAGAUUUCGUCGGUUACAUUCAUGACGGUGCUGGAAAUUACUCCGUUGGCGUCAAAUGUAGCUGGUUGAUUGAUGCCAGGGAGCACAGUUUGUAUAGAAAUUCACUGCGAAGUAAUGACAAACAUCCGACCAUACGACUCCACCUCGAAGAGUUUGCCACAGAAUGUGGAUGGGAUCAUUUGUACGUAUUCGAUGGUGAUAGCGUUGAAUCUCCCCUACUUGCUGUUUACAGCGGUUUGAUGUACAGCCAAAAUAUUUCCGUUCGUCAGGUGCCUGAAGUUGUGGCUCGGUCCGGAUCCGUACUUCUUCAUUUUUUUUCUGAUGAUGCAUAUAAUAUGUCCGGCUUUAAUAUUUCAUAUAAAAUUAAUGGUUGUCCAACGGAUGAUUCGAGCGUCAAUUGCUCCGGCCAUGGCGCGUGCAAUGAAUUGGAUGGAACGUGCGAUUGCAAUAGCGAUUUCUAUGGUUUUGCAUGCCAAACACCAAGAUGUCCGAAUGAUUGUUCGAGAGCUUUGGGUCGGGGACACUGUGACGGCCAAAGAUGCGUUUGCACCUCUGGAUAUGCGGGCGUUGAUUGCAAUCAAGAUGUUGCACUGGGCCAUUGGACGACCAUAACACCGGACAGUUUUACACCAUUGGGUUCGGCAUCGCAUAGUGCGGCUGUGUGGGGAGAUGCAUUGCAUAUUAUUGCAGGUGAAUCGUAUGGACGUGGUGAACUACUGUAUACGUACGAUUUCAAUGGAAAAGUAUGGGAGACAGUACAUUCAUCGGGAUCAACCGCACCGGAGAUGCGAUACGAUGCUUCGACCGUGAUUUAUGGCGAUAAGAUUUACAUGUACGGCGGUGUUGUUGGUCACAAAGGUGUCUCGAAUGAAUUGUGGGCGUUUGAUGUGAGCGCCAAAACGUGGGAAAAUAUUACGGUAAAAUUUGAGCCAUGCACAACGUCUAAUUCGAUGUGCGGCCCAUUGAAAACCUCUGGUCACACAGCAACUUUGGUGCCUGGUCAUGAUUCGACAACAAAUACAGACUAUAAAUGUAUGAUUGUUAUUUUUGGACAUUCCCCGUACUACGGAUAUCUCAACACAGUGCAAGAGUAUACGUUCAGUACUCGAACCUGGAAAAUUGUUACGACAUACGGGUAUCCGGUUAAGGGUGGCUAUGGCCACAGUGCUGAUUAUGAUCCGCUCACAAACAAAGUGUACAUCUACGGUGGCAUUGUGUCGGAGAAUGAAAAUAAUCAAAUUAUUAGUAAUAAUUUAUAUAGCUAUGAUCCGAAGGCAAGAGAAUGGAAACUGUUGACAGCCGCAGCGUCCGGCCGAUUUCUGCAUACGGCCACUUUUAUUUCGCCCGGUCUGAUGAUGGUGUUCGGCGGCAAUACUCAUAAUGAUACGUCACAUAGUUUUGGUGCCAAGUGCUAUAGUAACGAAUUGAUGGUGUACGAUGUGCUUUGCGAUACAUGGCAUUUCCAAGGUUUGCCCGACGAUUUUCGCACCGAUAUCGCGCGCUUUGGUCACAGUGCCGUUAAAUUUAUGGAUUCACUUUAUAUUUAUGGCGGUUUCGACGGCCAAAUGUUAUCCGAUCUACUGAAAUAUACUCCAGGCAAUUGUUUGGCUUUGCAAAAAGCCGAACAAUGUCUAAACGCCCGGCCCGGUCACAAAUGCGUCUGGGAUAUACAAAAGUCAGCAUGCAUUCCAAUUACUCACGUUCAAAAGGAUAUUAUUAGAGCUCGAGAUCAGGAUGUUUAUUUGUUUUGCGCGAAAGAGAGUCGCAUCGUACUUACGCAACAGUUACUGUUGGAUAGCACACGAUGCAGCGAAUUGCUCGAUUGUCACAGUUGCGUGUCCACAUCGUUUGGCUGCACAUUUUGUAGCACCGGAGUAUGCUCAAAAGAUAAAUGCCGUGACAUCCAUUCGGAUGGUAUACCGAUCCAAAGUGUUUCAAUUUCAUCCCUUGACAAGUGUCCAGAAGAUAUCGUCGGUCUGCAAUGCGCUCAGCUCCACGAUUGCAAUGCAUGCCAAUCUUCAUCGAAAUGUCAUUGGGAUACCCAAAUAAACAAAUGCCGUAUAGCAGGCAAUCGAAGCAUGGACGAUGUGUCCGUGUGUGGUACUCCGUGCGCUGAAAUCACCAGCUGCAGCAAUUGCACCAGUGAAGAAUGCAUUUGGUGUCAGAAUGAAGAGCGAUGCGUCGAUAAGAAUGCGUACACAGUCAGUUUUCCGUAUGGUCAGUGCCGUGAAUGGACGACACAACUCAACAAAUGCCGAGCACCAAGCUCUGGCGGAAAGUCACAAUGCGAAUUUUAUAAGUCGUGCUCACAGUGCCGUGAUGAUCCAGCAUGUGGUUGGUGCGACGAUGGUUCGAAUACAGGACUCGGAAAAUGCUUGCUAGGUGGUGAUAGCGGUCCUCAAGAUCCAACCGAUUGCCCCAAUCAAUCUCAUUGGUUUUUCACUCGAUGCCCGAGCUGCCAAUGCAACGGCCAUAGCACGUGCUACGAUGGCAAAACCUGUGCAACACCUUGUGAUGACUUAACAACUGGCGCAAAUUGUGAACUAUGUCGCCCUGGCUACUGGGGUAAUCCAAUCAAUGGUGGCGCUUGCCAGAAGUGCGAAUGCAAUGGCCAAGCCACACAUUGUCAUCCAGAAACGGCAAAAUGCUACUGUUCGACCAAAGGUCUCACUGGUGACCACUGUGAAAAGUGUGACGGAACGAAUCAUUAUCACGGCGACCCGAGCAAGGGUUCGUGCUACUAUGAUCUCACUAUCGACUAUCAGUUCACAUUCAAUUUGUCAAAGAAAGAGGAUCGACAUUUUACGCAAAUCAAUUUCCGUAAUUCACCAAUUAAAUCCGACAUUGAUGCCGAUUUCAGUAUUCUAUGUAGUGUUGCGGCCAAAAUGAAUAUCACCAUUCGUUCAGCUGGCGGACCGGAGAAAGUUAUCUUCAGCAAUUUAAACUGUUCACAAUUUCGAUAUCGCUUUUCAAAAACCGAGCAUCAUUUUGGCAUCGAAGACAAUGUUACGCUAACCACAUUUUAUGUGUAUGUUUAUGACUUCCAGCCCCCAGUCUGGAUUCAAAUCGCAUUUUCACAAUAUCCAAAAUUAAAUUUGCAACAGUUUUUCAUCACAUUCUCUACAUGCUUUUUGCUACUGCUUUUGCUUGCCGCCGUACUCUGGAAGAUCAAACAAAAAUAUGAUAUGUAUAGACGCAGACAACGACUUUUUGUUGAGAUGGAGCAAAUGGCUUCUAGACCAUUCUCUGAAGUUCUGGUUGAAAUUGAAAAUCGACGACCCGAUGCUGAGUCACCAACACCGGUAAUAGAAAACAUUUCAAAAGCACAGAGAAAGCGAAAAAAGGAUGCUCCAAGUCCAAUAGCAUUAGAGCCUUGUAGUGGCAAUAGAGCAGCUGUUUUAUCACUUCUAGUCCGGCUUCCAACAGGGGGCUUAAACUAUUCAUCAUGCGGUCAAUCGACUGGGUUAGCGAUUGCCAGUGCACUAGUUACGCUCGGAAAUCAAAGAAAACUAUCGAUGGAACAUCCGAAAGAAACCAAAAACAAACGAAAACAAAGCCAACAUCCAGAUAAUUGCAUAUAAUUUUACUGAUUCGAUAGCAUUUAGCUAUAUUUGAUUAUAUUAAUACUAUUUUAUUAGUAUUUAAAUGAAAUGAAAGUGAGAGAAGAAGCAGAAGAAGUAAAAAAAAUACACACACAUUAUUAUUACCUCUGUAUUUAAUGAUAAUUAAAAGAACAUGAGCAAGAAAAAAAAAAAAAAAAGAAUUAACGGAAAUUUUUUCGCAUGAACAUGUAAAAAAACGACAACAACUUAAGACAGCUGUAGUGAACGGAAAUCACAGACUAAGAGAUUCUUUUUUUUAAAUCAUAACAUGCAUAUUACUUUAUUUUUUUUAUAUAUAACGUUUAAGACGAAGACAACGGUAAACAAUUUAUUUAGGAACGUUUCGUUUAUUUAAAAAUGUGAAGAAAAAAAUUGAAAAAAAAACACUCAAACAUAUUUACUGCAGAAAACAAAA